This is a messenger RNA of Esox lucius (northern pike), 7670 nucleotides long. It is a transcript of the gene dock11, whose product is annotated as dedicator of cytokinesis 11. Gene Ontology annotation, biological process: positive regulation of filopodium assembly; small GTPase-mediated signal transduction; positive regulation of GTPase activity. The transcript is spliced from 55 exons. Gene Ontology annotation, molecular function: guanyl-nucleotide exchange factor activity. The coding region runs from base 146 to 6496 and encodes 2116 amino acids. Lineage: Eukaryota; Metazoa; Chordata; Actinopteri; Esociformes; Esocidae. The record is from RefSeq and is a predicted model, not a curated record.
GCAGCCCCAGCCCCAGCCCCGCCUCACUACUACGCCACCGCUGCAUGGUCCACCCGCAUCUGUCACAACUGCAGCUGUUCUGGAUCCGCGGCAUGCCCUCUGUUAUACCGAGACUUAGGUGGUGGUUUUCACGAGAAAGAUAGCUAUGUCGGAAGUACGGAAAUUUACCAAAAGGUUGAGUAAACCUGGGACUGCAGCGGAACUCCGGCAAAGCGUCUCGGAGGCUGUGAGAACCUCCGUGAUUGUGGAGCAGCCUAAGAUCAUUGAGCCAUUGGACUAUGAGAACGUGGUGUUCCAGAGGAAGGCCCAGAUCCACAGUGACCCUCACCGAGACCUGCUGCUGUGUGCUGUCGACGAUGUCUCGGCGUCUCACAUCUCCCGCCAAAGGAGAACGUUGGUUCCAUCAGUGCCUCAGAAUGCAGAAAGAGAAGCUAAGAGCCUGUUCGCCAAGGAGUGCAUCAAGACUUACAACAAGGACUGGCACGUCAUCAACUACAAAUACGAAGCGUACUCUGGUGAUUUCCGUAUGCUGCCAAGUAAAGGCUUGAAGACUGACAAGCUGUCUGCUCAUGUGUUUGAGAUUGACGAAGACGCCAAAGAUGAGGACUCGUCGUCCCUCUGCUCCCAGAGAGGAGGCAUCAUGAAACAGGGCUGGCUGCAUAAGGCCAACAUCAACAGCAGCCUGUCUGUCUCCAUGCGGGUGUUCAAGAGGAGGUAUUUCUACCUGUCCCAGCUGCCAGACGGCUCUUACAUCCUCAACUCCUAUAAGGAUGAGAAGAACUGCAAGGACACCAAAGGAUCUAUUUACCUGGACUCCUGUGUAGAUGUCAUUCAGUGCCCUAAGAUGCGUCGCAACGGCUUUGAGCUGAAGAUGCAGGAGCGCUAUAGUCACUUCCUGGCUGCAGACAGCGAGGCGGAGAUGGAGGAGUGGGUGGUCACCCUGAAACAGGCCCUGCAGAGCAGCAGCGACGGAGGAGACCGGAGGAAUGGAGGAGACAGCCUUGACCUGGAUGAGGACAGUACCAGCCAGGGAAAAGGAGAGAGCCUAUUGGAGAGUCUCGGGAAGAGUCUCCACCCUGAACUCAUGAAGUACGCCAGGGAAACAGACCAGCUCAAUAAAAUCAACAGGAACGAGGGGAGACAAAAGCUGUUCCUGCUGGACCCUGAAACACAGAGGCUGGACUUCUCGGGCAUCGAGCCGGACGUGAAGCCGUUUGAGGAGCGUUUCGGCAGGCGCAUCGCUGUCAGCUGCCAUGACCUGACCUUCAGCUUGCAGGGCUGUGUCAGCGAGAAGGGAGAUGGGGUCCUCACCAACGUGGAGCCGUUCUUCAUCAGCCUCGCUCUUUUUGACGUGUCCAAGAGUUGUAAAAUCUCCUCUGACUUCCACGUGGACCUCAACCCUCCCUGCGUACGGGAGAUGCUGACCGACACCGGCCCACUCUCUCCUAUGUCAGAGGGAGGAGAAGGAGGUGGAGGGGUGAAUGGAGGUGUCAACGGAGGCGCGGGGAACGGGAACGGUCUUCCUGUUCUUCAGAGGGUGUCUGAGUCUCUGCUGCGCUUCCCCACUCAGGGGAUUUUCUCAGUGACCAACCCCCAUGCUGACAUCUUCCUGGUGGCCAGAGUGGAAAAGGUCCUUCAGAACGGCAUCACUCAUUGUGCAGAGCCCUACACUAAGACCUCAGACAUCAACAAGACAGCCCAGAAGGUUCUGAAGACUGCCAAGCAGACGUGUCAGCGUCUGGGCCAGUAUCGGAUGCCUUUUGCCUGGGCUGCUAAGCAGGUGUUUAAAGAUGCCCAGGGCAGUCUGGACAUGGACGGGAAGUUCUCUCCCCUCUAUCGCCAGGACAGCAGCAAGAUUUCCACCGAUGACCUCAUCAAGAUGCUGGCUGAUAUCAGGAAGCCAGAGAAGAGCAAGCUGCAGACCAUACCUGGACAGCUGAAUGUCACAAUCGAGUGUGUGCCUCCAGACUUCUCAAACACGGUGACCUCGUCCUACAUUCCAGUCAAGCCUUUUGAGGAGGACUGUGAGAGGGUCUCUGUGGAGAUGGAGGAGUUCCUCCCUGAGGAAGCCAAGUACAACUACCCCUUCACUGCCUACAAGAACCAUCUAUACAUCUACCCCCUGCAGCUGAAAUACGACAACCAGAAGACCUUCACCAAGGCAAGGAACAUAGCUGUGUGUGUUCAGUUCAGGGAUUCUGAUGAAGAAGGUGCAGCUCCUCUGAAGUGCAUCUACGGAAAGCCGGGCGACUCUCUCUUCAUCACCGGUGCCUCUGCGGCCGUCCUUCACCACAACCAGAGCCCUGAGUUUUAUGACGAGGUGAAGAUUGAGCUGCCGGUCCACGUCCACGAGAAACACCACGUCCUCUUCACCUUCCACCACAUCAGCUGUGAGAUCAGCGCCAAGACCAGCGCCAAGAAGAGGGAGGGAGUUGAGACACUGGUGGGCUAUGCCUGGGCGCCACUGCUGAAGGAUGGCAGGAUGCAGUCUACGGAGCUCCAGUUGCCUGUGUCCGCUACCCUGCCGGCAGGGUACCUGCAUGACAAGUCCCAGGACACCAGGAAGUCAGCGCCUGAUUUAAAAUGGGUGGAGAACGGCAAGCCUCUGUUCAAAGUGAGGACCAAUGUGGCAUCAACGAUAUAUCCACAGGAUCUGCACCUCCACAAGUUCUUCCAGCACUGCCAGCUGAUGCGCUCAUCGUCGGAGGGCAACCCAGCGGAGCUCAUCAAGUAUCUGAAGUGUCUGCAUGCCAUGGAGACUCAAGUCAUCAUCAAGUUCCUCCCCACUGUGCUGGUGCAGCUGUUUGAGGUCCUCACCACGGCAACCAAAGAAGCCACUGAAAUUGCUGUCAACUCAACCCGGGUGAUCAUACACAUUGUUUCCCGGUGUCACGAGGAGGGACUGGAAAACUACCUGCGCUCUUUUAUCAAGUAUGUGUUUCUGACCAACAACUCGUUAUCUGGAAACUCUGCCACCACUCACGAGGUGCUGGCCACGGCCGUCACUGCCAUUCUCAAACAAACAGCAGACUUCAACACCAGCAACAAACUCCUCAAGUAUUCCUGGUUCUUCUUUGAGACCAUGGCCAAGUCUAUGGCCCAGUACUUGCAGGAGGGCAACAGGAUCAAGAUGCCCCGGGCCCAGAGGUUUCCGGACAGCUUCCACCAGGCACUCCAGUCCCUGUUACUGUCCAUCAUGCCUCACAUCACCAUCCGCCACGCAGAGAUCCCUGAGGAAGCCCGCUGUGUCAACCUCAGCCUGGCUGGCUUCAUUAAGCGCUGCCUCACCUUCAUGAACCGAGGCUUCGCCUUCAGCCUGAUCAACGACUACAUGUGUGGUUUCACCCUCAAAGACCCCAAGGUGUGGACGGAGAUGAAGUUUGACUUCCUGAUGACGGUGUGCAACCACGAGCAUUACAUCCCGCUCAACCUGCCCAUGGCGUUCGGUCGCACCAAGCUGCAGAGAGUCCAAGAUUUUAUUUCGUACGCGACAGAGCUUUUCAGUGCAGUAGAUCAGAGCCUGGAGUGUUCGCUGACGGAGGAGUACUGUAAGAACCACUUCCUGGUCGGCCUGCUGCUCAGGCAGGUGGCGGAGGCCCUGCAGGGGCCGCCGGAGGUCAGGCAGCUGGCCGUGGCCGUCCUGAAGAACCUGCUCAUCAAACACGCCCUGGAUGACCGCUACAACACGUACAAGAACCAGCAGGCCCGUAUUUGUCUGCUGUACCUUCCAGUGCUGGAGCUGCUCUACCAGAACCUCAAGCAGCUGUCUGCCCAGCAGUACACAUCCAGCCCUGGCCUUGCCUUCAACGGAUCCAGAGACGACUUGAGGUCAGCUGGCCUGCUGGACAACCGGAGGACCAGCGCAGCCUUGGAUAAAGACCACGGCCCCGUAGCCCAGAACGGGCACCCGGUGAGGAGAGAGGACUCCCGAGGAUCUCUGUUCAUGGAGCCUGGCACCCCAGACAGCGCCGAGCUCCACCGUCGGGGCUCCACCAUGAGCACCAGUACCACUCUCCCUCCCACUGGCAGACUGGGUCCUUAUGAGAUCAAAGGGCUGCUGCUUUGUUUCCUCCACAUCAUCAGGGCCAUCUCAGAAGAUAAUCUGCUGGCCUACUGGAACAAAGUAAACCCUCAGGAUGUCAUGAACUUCCUUAGUCUACUAGAAACGUGCCUGAAGCAGUUUCGUUACGCUGGCAAGAGGAACAUUGGCAGGAGCCAGGAUGCCUGGGUUUCCAAGCUGUUUUCAUCAGACAGGAAAUCCCAAACCAUGCCCGUAAUGCGUUGCAGACCCGGACUCAUGCAGAACAGACUGCAGCAGUUCGGCACCAUGGAAACCUCUAUGACUCUCAACAUAGGGGCAGGUCCUUCAGAGGCAGAGGUCCACCACCAGGCUCUCUUAGAGGGCUGCAUCUCCACCGAGGCCUGCCUCAGUGUUCUGGACGUCCUGUCGCUCUUCACUCAGUGUUUCAAGAACCAGUUGCUGGACUGCGACGGCAACAACCCCCUGAUGAGGAAGGUUUUUGACGUUUAUCUGACCUUCCUAAAGGUUGGCCAGUCAGAGUAUGCCCUCAGACAUGUCUUUGCCUCCCUCAGGGCUUUCAUCAACAAGUUCCCGGCGUCACUGUUCAAAGGCCGCGUAACCCUGUGCGAGGCUCUCUGCUACGAGGUGCUGAAGUGCUGCGUGUCCAAGAUGGCCCUGCUCCGCGCCGAGGCCUCGGCCCUGCUGUACCUGCUCAUGAGGAACAACUACGAGUACACCAAGAGGAAGACCUUCCUACGCACUCACCUGCAGGAUAAUGAGAACGGUUGGAGUGGACAGAGAGGUGGUCAAGCAGUGGUUCGGUCUGUCAACACAGCUGUACACAGUAGAGGGGAAUCAGACUGCUGGACCACCCAUGGUACCAGGAAUGUUAACCCACCCACACACACACACACACACACACACACUGCUCUCAUUUCCAAUUUCCUUGUCCAGAUCAUCAUCGCUGUGAGCCAGCUGAUAUCAGAUGUGGCGCUGACUGGAAGCUCCCGUUUCCAGGAGUCUCUCUCCAUCAUCAACAACUUUGCCAACAGUGACAAAGCCAUGAAGUCCACAGCGUUCCCUGGCGAGGUGAAGGGACUGACCAAGCGUAUCCGGACGGUGCUUAUGGCCACGGCACAGAUGAGGGAGCACGAGAAGGACCCGGAAAUGCUGCUGGACCUGCAGUACAGCCUGGCCCGCUCCUACGCCUCCACCCCCGAGCUGAGGCGGACCUGGUUGGACAGCAUGGCCCGGGCGCACAUCAAGAACGGGGACUUCUCCGAGGCCGCUAUGUGUUACGUUCACGUCGCCGCCCUGGUGGCUGAAUAUCUCCACAGGAAAAAGAUGUUCUCCAGCGGCCUGGCAGCCUUCAAAAGGAUCACUCUGAAUAUCGAAGAGGAGGCUGCCAUGAAGGAAGACACGGGCAUGCAGGAUGUUUACUACACCGAGGAGGUCUUAGUGGAGCAUUUGGAGCUGUGCGUAGAGGCACUGUGGAAGGCCGAGCGAUACGAGCUGAUCACACACAUUGCCAAACUCAUCAUCCCUGUCUAUGAGAAACGCCACGAAUUUGAGAAACUGAGUCGUCUGUAUGACACGCUGCACAGAGCCUACAAUAAGAUCCUGGAGGUGAUGCACACAGGCCGUAGACUACUGGGGACUUACUUCAGAGUGGCUUUCUAUGGACAGGGCUACUUUGAGGAGGAGGAUGGGAAGGAGUAUGUGUACAAGGAGCCUAAACUCACCGGCCUGUCUGAGAUCUCCCAGCGCCUACUAGGGCUCUACGGUGACAAGUUUGGUGCGGAGAAUGUCAAAAUCAUGCAGGACUCCAACAAGGUAAACCCCAAAGACCUAGACGCCAAGUUUGCCUACAUCCAGGUCACUUUUGUCAAGCCUUACUUUGAUGAGAAAGACUGUCCGGAGAAGAAGACCGACUUUGAGAAGUGCCACAACAUCAACCGCUUUGUGUUUGAGACGCCGUACACACUGACUGGGAAGAAACAUGGCGGCGUGGAAGAGCAGUGCAAGAGAAGGACCGUGCUCACAACUGCCAACACGUUUCCGUAUGUGAAGAAGCGUGUGGAAGUGACUGGGGAGAAGCAGGUAGAGCUGAAGCCUGUGGACGUGGCCAUCGAUGAGAUGCGAGCGCGCACAGCCGAGCUGACCAAACUCUGCUCCUCUCAGGAGGUGGACAUGAUUCAGCUGCAGCUCAAACUGCAGGGCUGUGUCUCUGUACAGGUAAACGCUGGUCCCAUGGCCUAUGCCCGAGCCUUUCUGGAUGACUCCAGCAAGUCCAGCAGCAAGAAAGCAAUCGAGCUCAAGGAGAUAUUUAGGGGUUUUGUCGAGGCCUGCAGCGUGGCGCUGGACAUCAACGAGCGCCUGAUCAAGGAGGACCAGUUUGAGUACCACGAGGGGCUGAAGGGCAACUUCAAAGAGAUGGUUAAGGAGCUGUCGGACAUCAUCCACGAACAGCUUUAAGGAAGCCAGAUCUUCCAGGAGGAUAUGAUGCGUUCCCUGCUCCAGAACUCCUUACACGUAUUCCGUGCCAUCAGUGGAACGUCUACAGAACUAGUCUAGACACACUGUUUCUUUCUCAUUCCACCUUAUCAACUGUAAAGGUCCUGUCAUCAGUGUACUUUGGGAUGUUCACUGUUCAGUAAGCCAGUUUGCUAGAGAGUAUGACUGAAGACUAGAGUCUUGGAGAAUGUACCAUGUAUUGCUAGAUUACCAAGCAGAUAACAGUCAGACUUUGCUGCAUUGUCACCUUUUGGGUUACAGUGUUUCCGUUUGUUGUAACUACAAGCAUCAUGAAUGACUUGUAUUUUUUUUAAUGAGAGGAGGAUGUUAUUUUGCCAUGUUUAAUCACUUUUUUCAAAUUUGGACUUCAACUCGAAGCUCUAUGCAAAAAUAUCAUCCUCAUCAACAUUUCACCACUGUAGUCUACCUAGCCUGCCUGCUGAGGAAUAAGCCACAUACUUGGUCAAUCACUCUGCUGUUUUCAGUAGGGGUGAAACCUAUUCAGUGCAAGGUGACACAAAGGCACUAUACCUGAAUUAAUCCAAUAAGAAAACACAUUGUUGUUACAUUACAACGUGUAAGAUCUUCUUUACUGAAUACAAGCCAGGUGAUGUUAGCUGUUUGUCCGUGGUCAGUGCAGAUCUGUUGUUUUUGCAUACUGUGUAAAAUGUCUGUUUUGGUUUUAGGUGAGAGUAAAUGCAUUUUAACACUUAAGUGCUAGUUCUUAUUCUGCAAUGUUAAGAGGUGGCUAAUACUGCUGACGAUCCAGUGUCAAACAAAGAGUAACCCAGCUGAUAUCUACGUUAGAUAAGGAAAGUCUAUGGUAGGGGAAAAUGUGUAAUACUACAUUAUAUAUUUUUUUCUUUGCUGUAGAGUGCAAGGCACUUGAGGAUGUAACUUUGUCAGUCAUGCAGUAGCGCUGUUCAGUUGUUGAGAUAAUUUGACAAUUCAUGGUUACAACCAACAUGAGGUGUGAAAACAACAUGACUAGAGCUGGCAAAAGACAAACCAAUGUGGGACCAGACACGUUAAAAUGAUUGAUGACUGUAUCAGCUGGCUGGAUCUGGAUCUAGUGGUAAAUAGAUACAUUUCUGUUAAGAAAAGUAUCUUGCCGUUUCAAGUUAUAAUAAAAUUC